AUGUCUGUUCAACAAACUCCAACCAACGGUUUAACUGGAAAGAUCUCAUCUUUAGACGUGUCUACUUUAAAAGGUAGUUCAUUAACUGAUAAAUUAGCUGCUGAAGCUGAACAAAAAGACCUGGCUAAGAAUUUAAACAUCACUAAAGCUAAUUUAGUUGAAUCUACCACCAUGACUAAAAAAGGUUCCAAGAGUGUCGAAGAACUUAUAGUUGAAGAACAUGAAAGUUUCUUAGCUAAACAUAAAGUUCAUCGUCAUAAUUUAAAAUCAAUGGAAAAGGAAGAACCAAUAUUAAAGGAAAAUAAACGUAGAUUUGUUUUAUUCCCAAUCAAAUAUCAUGAAGUUUGGCAAAUGUAUAAAAAAGCUGAAGCUUCCUUUUGGACUGCUGAAGAAAUUGAUUUAUCAAAAGAUACUAAUGAUUGGAAUAAUAGAUUAAAUGAUAAUGAAAGAUAUUUCAUUUCAAGAAUCUUAGCUUUCUUUGCUGCUUCUGAUGGUAUUGUUAAUGAAAAUUUAGUUGAAAAUUUCUCUGCUGAAGUUCAAAUUCCUGAAGCUAAAUGUUUCUAUGGUUUCCAAAUUAUGAUGGAAAAUAUUCAUUCUGAAACUUAUUCUUUAUUAAUUGAUUCUUAUAUUAAAGAUCCAAAGGAAGCUGACUUUUUAUUAAAUGCCAUUGAUACUAUCCCAUGUAUUAGAAAGAAGGCUGAUUGGGCUUUAAGAUGGAUUAGUGAUGAUGAAGCUUUAUUCGGUGAAAGAUUAGUUGCCUUUGCUGCUGUUGAAGGUAUUUUCUUUAGUGGUUCAUUUGCUUCUAUUUUCUGGUUAAAGAAAAGAGGUUUAAUGCCAGGUUUAACUUUCUCCAAUGAAUUAAUUUGUAGAGAUGAAGGUUUACAUACUGAUUUUGCUUGUUUAUUAUUCUCCCAUUUAAAGAAUAGACCAGAUGCUGAAAUUGUUGAAAAAAUUAUUACUGAAGCUGUUGCCAUCGAACAAGAAUUCUUCACUGAUGCUUUACCAAUCUCAUUAUUAGGUAUGAAUUGUAAAUUAAUGUGUCAAUACGUUGAAUUCGUCGCUGAUAGAUUAUUAGUUGCCUUAGGUAAUAAGAAAGUUUACAAUGUUAAUAAUCCAUUUGAUUUUAUGGAAAAUAUUUCCUUAGCUGGUAAAACCAAUUUCUUUGAAAAGAGAGUUAGUGAUUAUCAAAAAGCUGGUGUCAUGGCUAAAGCCAAUGAUGUUAAUACUGCUAGUACUAACUUUUCAUUCGAUGAAGAUUUCUAA
This is a messenger RNA of Scheffersomyces coipomensis, 1263 nucleotides long. It is a transcript of the gene RNR21, whose product is annotated as ribonucleotide-diphosphate reductase subunit. Gene Ontology annotation, biological process: deoxyribonucleotide biosynthetic process. Gene Ontology annotation, molecular function: oxidoreductase activity. The record is from RefSeq and is a predicted model, not a curated record. The transcript has a single exon. Bases 1 to 1263 code for a protein of 420 amino acids. NCBI's taxonomy places the organism in Eukaryota, Fungi, Ascomycota, Pichiomycetes, Serinales, Debaryomycetaceae.